CGAGGAGGAUAGAGAGAGUGCCCUCUCUCUCUUCCUCCAGAGUUUGUAACACGCGCGCGGAGUUUGUGUGACGAGGAUCCAGUUUUGAGUGUGCCAAAGAUGAGCGCCGGCCGGGGAAGUGCAGCAUCGUCUUCGUCGGGGGUGGAUGGGACUUUGUUGCUGGGACUUCGCGGGAGCGCAGAGCGAUACCAGAGGACCCCGAAGUGCGCCCGUUGUCGCAACCACGGUGUGGUGUCGGCGUUGAAGGGGCACAAGCGCUACUGCCGAUGGCGGGACUGCGUCUGUGCUAAGUGUACCCUGAUUGCCGAGAGACAGCGGGUGAUGGCAGCCCAGGUGGCCCUCCGGAGACAGCAAGCGCAAGAGGAGAACGAGGCCCGAGAGCUCAGCUUGCUGUACGGCUGCCACGACGGACUGCUCGCUAUGCACCGGGCCGGUUACACCUUUUCGGCUGCCAUGACGCACAUUCUCGCCAACUCGGCUAAAAGUCCCGAGUGGAAACGCAGCCGGCUGAGUUCGGACGGUCCCGAACCGAGCAGUAGCAGCUCGGCAGGAAGAGCGAGUCCCCCAUCCCCAUCCUUGGAGCAAUCCCAGCGACGUCACACAGACGACGAAUCCUCUGGUGGUUCUUCCAUGGACGAUGGUGACGUUGGUGGACCAUCUUCCCCGGUAGAGCCCCUGGCUCUAGACUCGAAGGGACCCCCGGUAGAGCCGGCGACCCAAAACAGGAGAUCCCCUCUGGAUACGCUUUGUCGGGUUUUCCCUUCAAAGUCCCAAGAUGCUCUCCAGGCUGUUCUUGAUAAGUGUAAGGGUGAUGUCCUACUAGCCAUCGAUCAACUCCUUCUCACCCUCCGCCAGGACGAACCUUCUCCAUCAUCCUCCUCACCACUAAGUGGUGCAGCCGUUCCUCCACCACCUUUUAUGUCUCUCCUGCCGACUAUGGCGUCCUCUCAACAGGCCUACCACCAGAACUUCCGCAGGCCGUACCCACCACCAGCAGCACACGUACCCACUGGUCUCCUGACAGUUCCCGCGUACCCGGGACUCUUCCCUCAGGGGCCUCUACGACCUGAGCUCGGCGUAUUCAACAUGGCCAUGACUAACGAGGGAGGUCGUAAAAAGUCGGGAAAAUACUUUGCGGAAGAUGUCUGGCACGGUAGGGCACCUGAUUCGCCAGCUGAUGAGAAGAAUGGAGAUGGGGUUUGAAUUCAAAUUCAGUCAUGGUUUACGAUGCUUUCGAAGCCGAACGACACAGCUGCAUGCGAGCUAUAGUUACGCCAUUUGAAUGCAAAAGUGUCCCUCUCAUUACAAUUUUCAUAGAUAAUAAAUUGCGUGUCCUACUCUCUCUCUCUUUGAAGCUGGAUGAAAAUAGACCAAUAGGAGUGACCAAGUUUCGACCAGUACCGCAUAAAAUGUAUACAGAAAGCGUUCGUUGGCGCAGCAGAAGGACGACGGCAGCUGCACAAAAUGGUGAUGUGUGCUUGAAUACAGAUAACGCGAGAAGCCUUUUUGGGAUGGUGUCAGCCAAACACUCCUCUCAAGGGUGAGAAUGCGAUAAGUCUUUUCGCGAUGUCCCGCGCUUGUCUUACCUUCUUUGCUUGUACACUAUGUAUGUAGGGAAAUAAGAAUGUAUUAUAAAACGAUAAAAUUUUAAUGUCAUCUUAGCGUGUAAAGCUCUUUUUACUGCUUUAUAACUAUAUGUUGACAGGGUGGUAAAUCUAGAAGGUUCCUCGGGCUACUGCUUGUGAGGAAAUUUUUGUGUCUGUAUCUAACCAUGUAUAGUGAUGAUUUCGUGUUGUGUCGCAUCUAUGCAAUGUGUUCGUAAUGAGUCUUGGCAGUAAUAUGAUGUUACAUUUGCAAGCCACGUUCACUCGUAAAUCAGCAGGUCUGUUUAUGGGAGGAAGAUAGUAUACGAUAGCGGGGUUUAUUAUUGCCAAUUAGCUGACGUUAUCAACAGUAUGUUCUCAAUGUUCGGUUACCUCGUUGUUGCCCUACGAAGGAAUGUCUUACAAGAUAUCUGUGCAUUGUUGUAAAGAUACUAUGUGAGUAUACGAAUAAAUAUUGGAAACGAGA
Messenger RNA from Ornithodoros turicata, 2070 nucleotides. RefSeq names its product doublesex- and mab-3-related transcription factor A2-like. The coding region runs from base 100 to 1203 and encodes 367 amino acids. Gene Ontology annotation, biological process: sex differentiation; regulation of transcription by RNA polymerase II. The transcript is spliced from 3 exons. Lineage: Eukaryota; Metazoa; Arthropoda; Arachnida; Ixodida; Argasidae. Gene Ontology annotation, molecular function: DNA-binding transcription factor activity, RNA polymerase II-specific; RNA polymerase II cis-regulatory region sequence-specific DNA binding; protein binding. The record is from RefSeq and is a predicted model, not a curated record. Gene Ontology annotation, cellular component: nucleus.